Drepanopeziza brunnea f. sp. 'multigermtubi' MB_m1 is the source of this 636-nucleotide messenger RNA. RefSeq lists its product as uncharacterized. The record is from RefSeq and is a predicted model, not a curated record. NCBI's taxonomy places the organism in Eukaryota, Fungi, Ascomycota, Leotiomycetes, Helotiales, Drepanopezizaceae.
AUGGUCUAUUACUUCACUUCCAAUGUGGUCUCCCCUUCCGCUGAUAUCUAUGCGGGCAAGGAUAAAGUCGAAAAUGAGGAUCUCAUAAAAUAUGGCCUUGAGGAGGAUGUCUGGUUCCAUGCCGACAAGCUGUCAAGUGCCCAUAUUUACCUCCGAAUGAAAGCGGGCGAAAGCUGGGAGGCUAUUGACGAGGGAAUCCUGACCGAUUGUGCUCAAUUGACUAAGGCCAAUUCCAUCGAAGGGAACAAGAAGGACAAUGUGACUAUUAUCUACACCCCAUGGGCAAACCUCAAGAAGGAUGGGUCUAUGGCUGUCGGUCAAGUUGGUUUCAAGGAUCCUCGGAAGGUGAAAAAGAUCUUGGUUCCGCAAAGAGAGAACCCUAUCGUCAAUCGUCUGAACAAGACAAAGAUCGAGAAGUUCCCGGAUCUUCAGAUGGAGAGGGAAGAAAAGCUGAAGGCUAUCAGGAAGAGAGAUCAAGCUGCCAGAUUAGAAAGGAAGAAAGAAGAGGCUAGAGUGGCCGAGGAGCGGAAGCAGAAAAAGUGGCAGAAGGAUCAUGCCUAUGAUGAAAUGUUCCAGGAGCAAGACCCUGAAGUGCCGAACAACCAGGAUGGUUACGACUCCGACGAUUUUAUGUAG